Molecule: messenger RNA, 3591 nt
Organism: Ostreococcus tauri
Lineage: Eukaryota; Viridiplantae; Chlorophyta; Mamiellophyceae; Mamiellales; Bathycoccaceae
Product: WASH complex subunit 7, N-terminal
Exons: 5
Coding region: 1-3591 (1196 amino acids)
Biological process (GO): endosome organization; endosomal transport
Cellular component (GO): WASH complex; endosome
Source: RefSeq, a predicted model, not a curated record
AUGGAGGAGGACUUGGAUGAUUUCAGUGUCAACCAACGACCGGCGAAACGCUCGGGGGAGGAUGACGGGUUAGUGGCGUCGACGAGGGAACCAGUGCCGGAGGAGUACGUCGAGAACGCCAAGGCGAUCGUGCAGGAAACGUUGAACGGGUUGUUAGAGCACGUUGACGCGUUCGGGGAGAAGACGAGAGAGACGGCGGAGCGGGUGAAGGAGGCGGGCGUUUUGAAUCGCGCCACCGGGAGGGGACUCGAGGGCGAAGAAGUGGUCGGUCUAAGCGGAGACUCGCGAGAGGAAGUUCGAAUCGAAGAUCUCGUGCGAUGCGAGAACGCGCUGCUGAGUAAAUCGACGAUGAUAUUGGCGCACUUGGGCGAAGAGACGCAACGGUUGAACAGAAUAGCGCACGAGACGAUUUAUCCCAUGCUUGCCACGCUGGGAGAGAGACCGGAUGACGAAGAGUCGCUCUCUGAGAGUGAAUUACGACGAUCGUUCGCCGAGAAGCUGCAACCGCUGCAAGACACCCUGCUCUUUAUGGAACAGUUGAGAGCGGUCACGUGUAACUUGUUCUCCCAACUUGCAGUGGUGAGCUCAACGUACACGGCGUACACUCCGUAUCAAUCUGUUCGUCUCGCGUGGUCAUUCGACACCUUAGGUCACGCGCUAGCGAUAGGUCUCGGCAUAGACGAAACAGUCAGGAACAACAGGUCAUUAGGGGCAACGCUGACGAGCUUUAAGCGAGCGGUGUUGGUGCUUCGGGCCAAGCCCGAGCAGUUUGGAAUGAGCGAAGUCGACGUCGCGAGCUUGGAUUCGGCGAUCGUCAUCGUCGAGAAGCAAUUGUUCACGUGUUCAUUCUUCGCCUCGGUGCUUGAUCAGUUGACGUCGACUGAACAAACGGAUCGUUUCAUCAAGGAGCUCGCCGGGGCAGCGCUCGAGCUCAAUGAAGGCGCCAUCGCUCGCUUGAACACCAAAAAAGAGCUUUUGAACGAUAAACGCACGUUGCUGUCGACUUUGUGUCUGACAAUAUUACACUCAAGACUGAUUCUCGACAUACCGGAUAUAAAGCUCUGCUCGCGAGCGUGGGAGGUGGUCAAAGCGUGCGUGCUCGUUCCGGUGACGACGACAGUUGCCAUCUGUCCUGAGACAGUGUUGGAUAUGCAUCUAUCUCCCGCCGCUCGAGAGUGCGUCGGUAACGAUAUGUUAGCCUCAGCUACGUCACUUCGGCGAGAAACGCUCGCGAAUAUUGAUGAGACGUUCCCUGCGAAGCUCCACGACAUGGUGACCGAGUCAGUCGCCUGGCUCUCCCGCUUCACGGCUGUGCCCACAGUGGAGAGCAGUCUAUCGAUCACGAUGAACUCUCGAGUCGAGUUAUUUCAACAGGGAAUUAAACUCGCGAGCGGUUUACGACACUACCUGCAAGAGGUGGUACACUUGCAUGUGUCACUGGAUUCCCCCAUCACCAAGCGUCGGGUGCGGCUCAUCAGCCGAGGCGUGGAACUCCUGCAGGCGACGCAUGAGGCGCUCACUCGAAAAGUCAAUUUGAGCGUGGAGAUUCAGCAUGUGCUCAAUUUUUUAGCUGAUAGAAUAUAUCGUAUCAUGGUUCCCGUGCGGGAAAUAUUAGAAAAUGCGAUUUCGACGUCGACGACAGCGAGUGGUUGGGAGCGCCUUAAAGCGCAUAUUUCUUCGGGAAAAGGAGACAGCAAUAAGCUUGACGUUCUUGCGAACGUCGACAUAGCAGUUCAUGUUCUAUCUGGGCCCGUGACGUUGAAAAGGAUGCAAAUUCUUCGCAUUUGCUUGGAUGCGAUCCGUGGAGCGAACCUCUUGAGUCAAGAAGACGUUGUCCUCUCGGCAGAAUGCGUCGAACUCGCUGAAAGGCUCUGCGUGUACCGGAGAAACAUUCAAGAUGAAUGUGAUACCUCUUUUUUAUUUUUUUCCAGGGAAUUAUUUCCAGUUUGUCUGUCUCAGAUUUACAACGACGCGAACGAAGCUGGACGUGUGAUAUUACUUAUGAACGCGUUCCGAUGCUGCGAGGUGUUGCUGAUGCGCGCGGGGGCGAGUAACGAGGACAUGAUGACGUUCGGCAAUUUUUUGGAGAGGUGCCUGGAUCGUGAAAUAAUUCAACCUCUCUGUCGCGACAUUGAGAACGAUCUGAGGCUCCACCUUCACGCUGCGCACAUAGUUGGCGUCGCUGAUGUGAAUCCGAUGACACAAGGCGUUCGGGACCUGUCGUCGUUCACAAAUUUGCCUCCUGUGCGCAUGUUGAACCGACAAAUCGACAUCAAAAAUCGAGUGGAAAUUUAUUUGAACCGAAUGUUUCACAAUCACACCGCUAUUGCUCUUCACAAUUGGAAGUCUUACAUAGAGAUGCGUAACAUCGCCAUAUCCAAGUACGGUUUACGUUGCUCAGAGAUUGAGCUUCCGAGCAAGACGCUCGAACAAGGUUUGGACGUGUUGGAGUUGAUGCGGAACGUCCACAUCUUUGUGUCACGAUACAACUACAACCUCAACACGCAGUGCUUCGUGGAGAAGGUAAGCGCGGCGCCGGAUCGAAAGCACUUGAACACCAUCAGUACCAGACAUGUAGCGAACUCGAUCAGAACGCAUGGAACGGGUAUCACGCAUACGACCAUCAACUUUGCCUACCAGUACCUCGCGCAGCGGUUUCAGCUGUUCAGCCAGUUCCUCUUCGACGACCACAUCAGAAGCGCGCUGUUGAAGGAGGCUCGAAUGGUGAACGCGGAAACGAAAGCCAAGAGUGAUACGAUCAAGCUGAUCACGAAGCAGUCGGGAUACCGCGCUUCGACGGUCGACGACAAGUUUGAGUAUCCUGUGGAGCGAGCGAUUCGAUUUGUCAGCGAUGUUCGCAAGCUCGGAUUAUCACCCGACGGUUUGUCAUUCAUCGACCAGUUCCGCACAUUGGUGACCGAAAUCGGCAAUGCGCUUGGUUUCGUGCGCAUGGUGAGACUCGGUGCGAUGCAUUACAGCACGAAUGCGGCCAAGUUUGUGCCGAGCUCUGAGGCAAAGCUGGCUCGCAAUCAGAGCUUUGAAGCAGACGGUUUGUCAGAGCAAACGAAGAAGGCGUUGAAAAAUCUCCAGAGCGAGUUGGAGGCGCUCAGUACGGGUGGUACUGAUGGCACCGACUACUUCGAGGUUCUUGUUUCCGUGUUCUCUACGGAGCUACGCAAUAAAGCGAGAGAACACCUUGACAGUUUUCACUUGAUACUUCCUGCACUCACGUGGAGCGCCGCCGAAGCAAUCGUGGCUUCGCAAGAUACGCUUUUUCGACGAGGAAAGGAAUCUCAGAUGUCAUCAUUCACCGACGACGGGUUCUCUCUGGGAAUCGUGUACUUACUGAGCGUCCUGAACCAGCAUCAAGCUUUCGACGCGCUUCACUGGUUCGAGUCCGCGUCUCGUCACUUUGACACCGAGCGAAAGCGCGCGAACGACUCCAGUGUGGGCGGUUUCGGAAUACUCGGUCGCACUGCGGACGAAAAGACGAAACUCCAGGUCAAGCUCGAGAAGAUCGCCGCGCUCGAGCGCGAAUUCAUUCACUUGAAGCACUCGCUCGUGAGCGCUCGCAGCUUUGUCUCCUUUUAA